This is a messenger RNA of Bombyx mori (domestic silkworm), 1880 nucleotides long. RefSeq lists its product as uncharacterized. The transcript is spliced from 9 exons. Lineage: Eukaryota; Metazoa; Arthropoda; Insecta; Lepidoptera; Bombycidae. Gene Ontology annotation, molecular function: ligand-gated monoatomic ion channel activity. The record is from RefSeq and is a predicted model, not a curated record. Gene Ontology annotation, cellular component: membrane. Bases 1 to 1794 code for a protein of 597 amino acids.
AUGAUAGCCAUUCCUCAUUUCAUUUCUCCAAUUGAAAUACUGCUACAAAUUAUAAUCAAUAAAUAUCUAUCAGAAUCUUAUUGUUUGGUAGUGAUUUCAGAAACACCGCUCAGUGUGAAAUUACCAAUGAGUUUUACGUAUCUAGAUCCAAAAAAGGAACAUUUUUCAGUGGAAACUCUACUUAAGCUAUCGGAAGAAGGUUGUUCUGAUUAUAUCAUUCGCAUGGAAGAUCCACGACAGUUUAUGAAUGCACUGGAAGAAAUCAGACCUAUGAGUAUGGUGCGUAGAAGUGACAAGAAAUUAGUCAUAUUGCCGGUCACUGAUGAUGAAAAUAGUAUGGAACCCAUUCUGAAUUUACUUACCAUGAAAGAAAGCAGUUAUUAUGCACAUAUAUUACUUAUAUUACCCACCCAAACGGAGCGUUUUGAAUGCCUGGCAUUUAAUUUAAUUACUCAUAGAUUUGUAGGGUCAGAUUCAGAGUCCAAAUUACCUAUUAUAUUAGAUCGUUGGUAUUCGUGCACAAACCACUUUGAAAAUAAUGUCUAUUUAUUUCCUAAUGAUUUAAAAAACUUGAAUGGUAAAACUAUGAAAAUAAGCACGUUUAUAUAUAAACCUUACGUAUUAUUGGAUGUGGAUACUGCAGUGGCACCGCUCGGAAGAGACGGUAUAGAAAUAAGAAUGAUUGACGAAUUUUGCAGAUGGAUUAAUUGUACUGUUCAAAUUAUAAGAGAAGAUGUGGACUUAUGGGGAGAAAUUUAUGAAAAUGAAACAGGCAUCGGGGUUAUCGGAAGUGUUGUUGAAGGCCGGUCGGAUAUUGGAAUUGCCGCUUUAUAUUCGUGGUAUGAAGAAUGGAAAGCCAUGGAUUUUUCAGUUUCUGUUGUCAGAUCGGCUGUAAUAUGCUUGGUACCAGCUCCAAGAGUUUUGGAAAGUUGGGAGUUACCUUUUCUGCCAUUCGGUAAAAGUAUAUGGAUAGCUGUCGUGAUUACAUUUGUGUAUGCCAGCAUCGGUUUGACAAUCGCUCAGGGAUGUUCUUCUAACAAAGCUCUAUUAAUUGUCUUUGGUACUAUAAUUUCACAGUCUCAGUAUAUAGUAAGCGACUCUUGGCGCAUUCGUUCUGUUAUUGGUUGGCUUUUAGUUUCAAGUUUGAUUUUGGUAAGUGCUUACGGAGCUGGACUUGCUUCUACAUUUACUGUACCGCAGUAUGAGCCAUCUAUUGACACUGUCCAAGAUCUUCUCAACAGCCGCAUGGAAUGGGGUGCUAAUCACGAAGCUUGGACAUUUUCUCUAGCUUUAUCUUCUGAGCCAGUAGCAAAGAAGUUAAUUAAACAGUUUAAAAUCUAUUCUUUUGAAGAGUUACAGAGAAGAAGUUUCUUAAGGAAAAUGGCCUUUAGCUUGGAAGAACUACCAGCAGGUACCUUCGCAAUUGGGGAAUAUUUAUCGAAAGAAGCAGUUCAAGACAUGCAACUCAUGUUAGAAUUUUUUUAUUUUGAUCAUUGUGUAGCCAUGUUGCAUAAGAAUUCACCUUACACAGAAAAACUAAGUGAAUUAAUAGGAAGGCUCCACCAGUCUGGUUUGUUGUUGGCUUGGGAAUCUCAGGUCUCUUUGAAGUACUUGGAUUACAAAAUUCAAUUGGAAAUAAGACUAUCUCGUGCUAGAAGUGACGUUGGUGAUUUAAAGCCGCUUAAUUUCAAUCAUGUUGAGGGUAUUUUUUUGAUAUUUAUUACCGGUACAAUAUUGUCUACCCUUUUUUUCGCACUGGAAAUAUUCAUAGGUAAACAAGCACGCAAGAAAUAGUGGCAGCAGUUUUGAAGAAUAAGUAUGAUAUUUAACACCCUUUACGUAAUCUAUUGAUAAGGUUUAAAUUAAAAUACACUUACUUA